Messenger RNA from Fonsecaea erecta, 1233 nucleotides. RefSeq lists its product as hypothetical. The transcript has a single exon. The coding region runs from base 1 to 1233 and encodes 410 amino acids. The record is from RefSeq and is a predicted model, not a curated record. Lineage: Eukaryota; Fungi; Ascomycota; Eurotiomycetes; Chaetothyriales; Herpotrichiellaceae. Gene Ontology annotation, cellular component: endomembrane system.
AUGAUGCGACGAAUCUUUUUCCUCCUGUUCUUGGUUGCCUUGUGUGUCGCGUGGUCGGCGGAAGACUAUGAGUUAUUCAAGUUGCACGACGAGUUGGAAACGGCUGAAGGGCCUGGAGUCACCUUUUACGAUGUCCUCGGUGUCUCACCUCAUGCUACCGUCGACCAGAUCAGCGCCGCCCUCAAGAAGAAAUCCCGAACGCUCCAUCCUGACAAAGUCAAGCAUUCCUUUGUGGCCUCGCGGUCGACAGGGAGCCCGAAGAAGUCGGGCGGCAAGAAAAAGCCUGGUGUACACGUUUCGAAGGGACCAUCCCAGCGGGAAAUCUCUCGCGUCGUAAAAGAUGCGCAGGAACGCUACAGCCGGCUCACCGUGAUUGGAACCAUUCUGAGAGGACCGUUGAGGGAGAGAUAUGAUUUCUUCGAAGGGCACGGCUGGCCGUCCUGGCGUGGGACAGGGUACUACUAUCAAAGAUAUCGCCCUGGGCUGGGAACCGUUCUACUGGGACUGUUUUUGAUUGGUGGUGGAGCCGUCCACUACUUCGUCCUGACCAUGAACUAUCGUAGACACCGAGACUUUAUGGAGAGGUACAUCAGAGAUGCAAAGAAACAGGCGUGGGGUGACGAGUCUGGCAUCAGGGGCAUUCCUGGGUUCAGUGAUCCGGUGGACGUCGCUCCCACGAUCGACGAACCUGACCCAAUGUCCAAUUUGAACCGACGGCAGCGACGAGAAAUGGAGCGACAAAAUAAAAAGGAAAAGACGACCAAACCUGCUCCUGCACCUGCCCCCAAGGUGGCACCUUCCUCAACGCCAGACCGCCGACGCGUCACCGCAGAAAAUGGCAAGACCUUGGUGGUGGACUCGGAGGGCAACGUGUACUUGGAAGAGGAUGACGAGGACGGAAACACUCAAGAAUACCUUCUGGAUCUGGAUGAGAUCAUCAAGCCCACGGUGUGGGAUACGGCUGUUCUGCGCCUCCCCCUCUGGCUCUGCCGCAAAGCUGUCAGUCCUUUUAUGAAGAAGGCGCAGGCGAUCCCCUCAGACGAGGGAACUGCGCCACAAAGCGAAGCACCAUUCGAGCCGACAGAGAAAGCCAUGGACGCCGAGAAGAUCACGGUGAAGGAUUUGAGCUCCAGCCAACUAUCGGAUUCUGGGUUUGAAAUCGUCGAGACAACUGGUCUCGAGAAUUCCAAUGGGACCAAUGUCAAAAAACGGGGCAAGAAGGGCAGGAAGUGA